GUUCAAACUGUUUGUCUGCAGUCUGACUUAUAUCUUGUCUAUUCGUGAAUAUCUUCGUCCCACCUUUGUUCCAUUUUGUUCUCGUGUUUUUAUUUUAUUUUAAUACAACGAAAGCCAAACAUUUUCAGCCGACGUUAAGGCGUAGGCAAGGAAGCAUCGAGCGUGAUGUGAGGGCUCGAUACGAGCGUGCUUCCAUGUCUGAUACACAGGCGAGGGGCCAGCAGGCCAUGUUAGAUUCCAGACGUCCGUUCUUCUACCCAGACAGCAGUAGUGAUACAGAGGAGUAUAGAAGGGACAGCGAAGAGCGUCGCAAGAGAUUAUCUAGACGCAACAUUUCUAACGUACGUAGACCAAAUAUGAUGUCGAAAACUCAGUCUCCUAAUGCACCUAUACCAUCCACUUCCAGUCAAGAACCGAAGAUAGACAAGAAGAAUCCCAUCGGUGAAGACAGAAUAACUUUAGUAGUUGAUAAUACUAGAUUUGUUGUUGAUCCUGCUCAAUUCACUGCACAUCCAAAUACAAUGCUUGGAAGAAUGUUUAGUUCAGGCAUAGACUUCACACAUACCAAUGAGCGUGGAGAAUAUGAAGUGGCUGAGGGCAUCUCGGCCACAGUGUUCAGAGCAAUUCUAGAGUACUAUAGAGGUGGCACUAUCCGCUGCCCUCCAACAGUCUCUGUGCAAGAGCUAAGGGAGGCUUGUGAUUAUCUCCUGGUGCCUUUUGAUGCCAAUACUGUGAGGUGUCAGAAUCUCAGAGGCCUUCUUCAUGAACUAUCAAAUGAAGGAGCUCGCCGUCAAUUUGAGACAUUCCUGGAGCGUCUUAUUCUACCACUGAUGGUGGAAUCUGCUCAGCGUGGUGACAGAGAGUGCCAUGUAGUAGUGCUAUUGGAUGAUGACUCCGUGGAAUGGGAUGAGGAGUAUCCUCCCCAAAUGGGAGAUGAGUACAGUCAAACAGUACUUUCCACUCCAUUGUACCGAUUCUUUAAGUAUAUUGAAAAUAGAGACGUCGCGAAACAAGUAAUGAAAGAGCGCGGUCUUAAGAAAAUCCGUUUAGGCGUCGAAGGCUACCCUACUUACAAGGAGAAAGUCCGCAAAAGGCCGGGAGGCCGCGCUGAAGUGAUAUACAACUAUGUGCAGCGGCCCUUUAUUCACAUGUCCUGGGAGAAGGAGGAAGCUAAAAGCCGACAUGUGGACUUCCAAUGUUUUAAAUCGAAAUCCGUCACUAAUUUGGCUGAAGCUACUGCAGAUCCUGUUACCGAAUUGGAGCCGGUCAGGGCCCGUGAAGAGGUGGAGGCACCGGAGAACCCCGAAGAGCAGCCGGAGGAGCAGUGACUAUCAGUCCCGAAGGCCGUACAACUCGUGAUGGCCAUGUUUUGUUGGUUUAUAUAAUCCUAUGGCCAUUUUAAUGUGCAAUGGCCGUAUCGAUUGUCUAGAUUGAUACCAUUCUGUCAGGAGGUCUUUUAUCAUUUCACAGAAAGAAAUGUGGAAACGUUUUGAGACAAUGUUGGUGAAAGUUGUUGUUUUAUGAAACCGCUCAACACCAAGAUUUUAUAUCUUCAAUUUGUAUGCGAUGAAGAAUGUCUACAGAAAAUGUUAUGUAAUAGUUAAAGUAUGGUUACAACAUAUAGCAAGGAUAUGGGAAUUAAUAGUUUAAAUGUAUGAUAUAUCAAUAAAUUUUGAAGCGCUUAAACCGAUGGGUCUGAAGUUGUUUUUAUUCGACAAUAUGUUGGAAUAAUUCAGACUCAAUUGGAGAAUUCGUGGAAAGAAAUGUCUAAAUCGUCCAAGUUAUAUGUAAACUUUCCAAAAUACUGUAUAAUUAAAUCACUGUUGGAUUCGCGUUCACCUUAACUGUUCACCUAUUUAACUAUAUAUGCUAAACGCUAUAAAUAUUGUAUUUUAUGCGCAAAAAAUUGUCAAUUUUAAAACAAAUUGUCGCGUUUUUUGCCGAUUUGCUAAACUUUUAUAACGGUUCUUUUUUAAUAAAUUGGUAAUAAAA
Molecule: messenger RNA, 1992 nt
Organism: Pieris napi
Lineage: Eukaryota; Metazoa; Arthropoda; Insecta; Lepidoptera; Pieridae
Gene: mri
Product: BTB/POZ domain-containing protein 10
Exons: 5
Coding region: 195-1328 (377 amino acids)
Biological process (GO): positive regulation of phosphorylation
Cellular component (GO): cytoplasm
Molecular function (GO): protein binding
Source: RefSeq, a predicted model, not a curated record